Molecule: messenger RNA, 579 nt
Organism: Medioppia subpectinata
Lineage: Eukaryota; Metazoa; Arthropoda; Arachnida; Sarcoptiformes; Oppiidae
Source: the annotation of a GenBank genome assembly
GCAGAACUGUAUGAAAGCCCGAACCAAAACCAAGCGCUCCGUGUUUUCUAUAGUUAUGCAAAACUUCCCGGUUUUAGUGAAAAGCUUAAUAUGAAAAGGAAUGGAGAGCUCGAAGAGACUCUUUUGCCGGUUAUUCCCCAAACAGGAAGAUAUCAUUUAGCAAUUGAGGGCACAAUCUUUCAGCUCAUUCGACAAAAUGACCAAAAAUUAUUGAACCAAAUCAUACACAAAGGGACCAUAUUCUCUAGAAUGUCACCCGACCUCAAACUAAACCUGAUAGAAGUGUUUCAAAAACAGGGCCAUCAGGUGGGUAUGUGUGGCGACGGCGCUAAUGAUUGCGGAGCUCUGAGGACAGCAAACGCCGGCAUUUCAUUAUCAGUAGCGGAAGCGUCGGUGGCCUCGCCUUUCACUUAUAAAGAGAAAAAUAUUUCAUGUGUUCCGAUGCUUAUUAGCGAAGGCAGAGCUACUCUAUCGGCCACUAUCGGUGCCUUUAAAUAUCAGGUGUGCUAUUGUUUUGUAUUACUCGGAGCCGUUCUCAUCCUCUUCUGGGAGGGAAACAAACCAUCAGAUGGUCAGUGA